UCUCUUAGCAACAAACCAAUAGAAAAUUAAUCUAAUUUUCCUCAAGAUGGCACUAAGUAAUAAUAUUAUCGGUGCGAUUAAUUUUGUUGCUAUGCUUCUUUCAAUUCCAAUCAUUGGUGCUGGAAUCUGGCUUGCAACAGAACCUGAUAAUUCUUGUGUGAAGAUUCUACAGUGGCCAGUAAUCAUUCUAGGGGUUCUUAUUUUACUGGUAGCACUUGCUGGAUUCAUUGGAGGGUUUUGGAGGAUUCCAUGGCUGCUUAUUACCUACCUCAUUGCAAUGCUUGUUCUCAUAAUACUGCUUACAUGUCUGGUUGUUUUCGUCUAUAUGGUGACAAUUAGAGGUUCCGGCCAUCCUGCGCCGAGCCGGGCCUAUUUAGAGUAUCGUCUAGAUGAUUACUCCGGGUGGCUCCGUCGGAGAGUUAGAAGUUCUUACAAGUGGGAUAGAAUUAGAAGUUGCCUUAGCUCUUCCAGCAUGUGUGCUGAAUUGAAUCAGAAUUAUCGUAUGGCUCAAGAUUUCUUUAAUGCCCAUAUAUCUCCUUUGCAGUCUGGAUGCUGUAAACCACCAACAGAAUGUGGCUACACAUUUGUGAACCCAACAUAUUGGAUUAGUCCAAUAAACACAGCAGCUGACAUGGACUGCUUGCAAUGGAACAAUGAGCAAACACAACUAUGCUAUUCCUGUGACUCAUGCAAAGCAGGAUUGCUGGCUAAUCUCAAGACAGAAUGGAGAAGGGCAAACAUUAUAUUGAUCAUAACCCUUGUUGCUUUAAUAUGUGUGUAUUUAAUUGGAUGCUGUGCUUUCAGGAAUGCCAAAACUGAAGAUCUAUUCAGAAAAUACAAGCAAGGGUAUACGUAAAACCACAUGCUUUGUACGAUCAAGAUUUCAGUUUCGUUUUUUAUUUUUAGGAUCGUUUAGCACUGUUCAGUCUAUCUUAUUAAGCAUUCCAAAAAAAAUACUAUUUCUAGAUUGGUUGCAGAACUGGAGAAACUUUGUGGAUUGUAUUUAUAUUUUCUUGAUGGUUUUGUGAUACGAGGUUUUAGGCAUUGUUUUGGUUU
Molecule: messenger RNA, 1056 nt
Organism: Olea europaea var. sylvestris
Lineage: Eukaryota; Viridiplantae; Streptophyta; Magnoliopsida; Lamiales; Oleaceae
Product: protein TORNADO 2
Exons: 3
Coding region: 47-856 (269 amino acids)
Biological process (GO): auxin-activated signaling pathway
Cellular component (GO): plasma membrane; plasmodesma
Source: RefSeq, a predicted model, not a curated record